AGAUUGUGGUUUCUCCCGUUGCUCCACGUAGAGCUGUCAUGUUCGCUGGUUGUUCAAAGAGGGAUUAAAAUUACGCAUGUUAUGCAGAGCUCCAAACUGUCAUACACGUUGAUGCAGUCAGUCGGGAGAUGUGCAGCAGGGGGAGCUGAGUCUCGACCCGGGCAGUGAACAGUGUAAAGGUGCGCAGCAGUGACAGGGAAUCCGUCUGGAUUUAACGCACGAUAUUUUGUGAACAGCGGGGAUAUUAAAGUUGCAUUCAUGUCUUUUAUUUAUUUAGAUUAUUCCUAAUUUAUUCAUCACAAAAGGGGGUUCGUUGGGGAAACGCACCGUUGAACAAAGGAUUUAGGAGAAACGACAACUGUAACCCAAUUCUGCCAUUCCGAGUGCGUCUCCCUGCUGGCGUGUCAAAUCGGGACCGUUACCAGAAGAGAACGAGUACGGUUGAAUACAGGGUGUUCUCUAUCUGGUUCCUAACCUGGGAGUGGGUUGAAUACAGAGUUUUCUCUCUCUGGUUCCUAGCCCAGGAGAGGGUUGAAUAAUUCGGUCGGGGCCGCAGAGCUGAUCCACAGCCGUGGGAAUGUGGUUGGAGAGUGUAAACGCAAACGAAGCAGGAGGGCUUCAACCCUAAAAUGUGACUUUUUCCAAUACACCCCCGCUAUACAAGUGACACGUGCAUUCUGCAAUCGUUUCCAUCGGAUUUGUUUACGUCGCUCAAGAGAUGGCGUUCUUCCCUGUCCUCCUCCUCCUCCUCUCCGUGGUCCAGCGUGGUUCCUCCCAGGACCCUGAUGAGGACUCGUUGGCAGUGCCCCGGGGGUGUGGCUGGGGCCUGGUGCGCCCCUACACCCUCCUCUGCGACCUGGACUCUGUUUGGGGCGUGGCGGUUGAAUCUGCAGCGGCCGGCGGCGCCCUGGCUGCCAUUUUACUGGGUCUGAUCAUCCUCUGCCGACUACACCACGUGAGCGAGGCGGAGAAGCGCAGCGGCGUGGGACCCAUUCUCCUCCUGCUCCUGGGCAUCCUGGGCCUGUUCGGCCUCAGUUUUGCCUACCUCAUUGAGCGUGACGAACAGCUGUGUCUCCUGCGCCGUGCCCUCUGGGGCCUGCUCUUCGCUCUGUGCUUCUCCUGCCUGCUGGUGCAGGGUGUGCGUCUCCGGAGGCUGGGCCGCGAGCGCCGGAGCCCGGGGGGCUGCGCUCUGACCGGCCUGGCCCUGGGGCUGAGCGCCGUCCAGGGGAUCAUCGCCGCCGAGUGGCUCCUGCUCACGGUGCUCAGGGAGGGCAGAGCGGCCUGCCAGUACCUGCCUCUGGACUUCUCCUUAGCCUGUAGCUAUGUGCUUGCGCUACUGCUAGCCGCGCUGGGGGCGGCCUCCUUCGCUCUCUGUGGGAAGACCCGUCAGUGGCGCUGUAACGCGAUCUGGCUCCUCUCCGCCUGUCUGUUGUCCCUCCUCCUCUGGGUUGCCUGGGUGGGCUUCUAUCUCUACGGUAACGCCUGGCUGGGGCGGUCCCCGGACUGGGACGAUCCAGCAUUAGCGAUAGCACUGGUGGCACAGGGUUGGCUCCUCCUCCUGUUCCACGCCGUGCCCGAGGCACACUCCUGUCUCCGCUCCCCGCCACAACCCUCCGCCCCCGACUAUUUUGACACGUCCCAGGCCCCGUCCCGCAUGAGGGAGACCAGCUUUGACGAGGACAUCCCCCUCUCACACAGGCAGUUUCCGGAGAACCAGGGCUACGGCUUUGACGAAAACACUGCAGGUCUGAGGAGUGCAGGUAAUCAUAAUGGUAACACAGCGCCCAGACCCAGUGCCCCUUUCCGCAGCAACGUGUACCAGCCCACUGAGAUGACCAUGAUCCUGAAUGGGGGAGCGGUGAGUUCUCAUAUUGUCCCCUCCGCACCCCCGACCUAUACGGGGCGGCAGCUGUGGUGAAGGACAGAAAUGAAGAAGAAGAGGAAGGAAGAAUGGGGUGAUGAAGAAGGGAUGAAGGGUCCUUUGACAGAGGGAUAACCCAGAGAGGAUAACUAUAACAUGGACACCAUCAGGACCCCCCCCCUCCCCUCCCCAGUUAAACAGAUGACUUACUGAGGGCUUACACACACACCACCCACUCUGUGUUAAUCAAUUACACCAACCAACCACUGAAUGAGUGUGGCUGAGGGGGAGAGCAGGUAUGGAGGACAGAUCAAAACAUUACAGGUAGUUUUGAAGUUAAAUCACUGUAGGAGAUAUUCAACUUAAAAAUAACCCUAUUUUGGUUGCAAAUGCUGUGGAGACCAUUUUCAUCUGGGAGAUGUGAGAUUUGAAAUGUUGACAGUCAGCUUUCUUUUGUAUGAGUCAAGUUAACUCCCAUGAGACUACUAAGCCACUGUAUAACUUCUGAAAAACUGUGAAACCUCUGUCCCUUUUCAGAUAUUUGCUCUGUUUUUGUUGUUUAUUUUGGGAGAAACUCUUCUGAAGCAGAAUGUUUUACUCUGUCCUCCAUCCUCCUGUGGGUAUGGUACAGACACCUUACAGCCCUGUACCUCACCACAGCCCAUCACACAGCACACAAUAGAAUAACACACGGACAAGUAUGGCUUAAACUACAACCUCUCUAGCCAGUGUGUGCCUAUAGGUAACUGCCAAAAUAAAGGAAACACCAACAUAAAGUGUAUUAUUAGGGCGUUGAGCCACCAUGAGCCAGAACAGCUUCAAUGCACCUUGACAUAGAUUCUACAAGUGUCUGGAACUCUGUUGGAGGGAUGCGACACCAUUCUUCCAUGAGAAAUUCUAACAUUUGUUGUUUUGUUGAUGGUGGUGGAAAACGCUGUCUCAGGCACCGCUCCAGAAUCUCCCAUAAGUGUUCCAUUGGGUUUAGAUCUGGUGACUGAGACAGACAUGGCAUAUGGUUUACAUCAUUUUAAUGCUCAUCAAACCAUUCAGUGACCACUCGUGCCCUAUGGAUGGGAGAAUUGUCAUCCUAAGGGGGCAUAGUUAUGGUAGCCAAAAUAAUGGCCUGCUCAGCAUUUUUAUACAUGACUAUAAGAAUGAUGGGAUGUUAAUUGCUUAAUUAACUCAGGAACCACACCUGUGUAGAAGCACCUCCUUUCAAUAUCUCAUUUUAGGGAUGGGCAUUUGAAAUAAUUUCACUAUUCGAAUAAUAUCAUGAUUUUUGCGGGGGAUAUCUGGAUAGUCGAGUUGUUUAAACUUGGGAAUUAGAUUGCUGUGCAGUCUGUGCUACUUGCAUCCCGCUUGCUUGCAGCAGUGUGAUUGGCAGGUGCCAGUGAGUUUUACGAGAGAGAGAGCGAGAGUAGCCAUACAGGCUAGUUAAACAAAUUUGUAGAUUCCAUAGGUUAUCCAUCAUCCCAUCUGGUAGUGCCUGUCUUGUAUGCAUCAAAUCAAUCUAAAGAAGCUAGCUAUGUUAGCCAGCUAUAUUAGCCAGCUAGCUAGCUACCUAGGCUAAAAGUACUUAAGGCUAUUUUGCUGUGCUUCCUGUCCUUGUCUACAACAACUCCAUUCAGAUUAAACAACAGCUUACCUGAUGGUUGCUCGUAGUUGUAGCCUACUCCUUCUCAUUUAACUAACGGAAUUCUGUCAUAUUAAUUCCAUUCAGCAUUGAUUAGAGAUCUCUCACGUUGCUUACUACACAUGGAGCCACUGACUGUAGACGGUGCCACUUUGAUUGGCCGACAAUAACAAACACGUGAAACCCGUGUAGGCUACUAUGGUAUGUACUUUAUGUCAAUAAAACUACAUUCAAAAGAUAGUUUUAUUUAAUCAUGGCAUAUCCUUGUGUGUAGCAAUGUCAGAUAGACAAUUACAUUUAGACAAAGCCUUUUCAUUGUUAAAAUAGACUAAAAAUGAAUACUCUCACAAGUAGUUAAAUACUAACAUCCAUUCGGAUAUUUGAAUAUCCGAAUAACCGUGCCCAUCCCUACUUCAUUUACUCAAGUGUUUCCAUUAUUUUGUCAGUUACCUGUGUAUAUAUGUGUGUGUGUACCUCAUCUAUAUUGGCUCUACUCCAAGACUCUGGACCCCAAAAAACAAAAUACUCCUUGUCUAAACACUGUGUUCUGCUUCUACUGAGUAACAUGGACUCACCAAUACUGAGUAACAUGGACUCACCUCUACUGAGUAACAUGGACUCACCUCUACUGAGUAACCUGGACUCACCUCUACUGAGUAACAUGGACUCACCUCUACUGAGUAACAUGGACUCACCUCUACUGAGUAACAUGGACUCACCUCUACUGUGUAACAUGGACUCACCUCUACUGAGUAACCUGGACUCACCUCUACUGAGUAACAUGGACUCACCUCUACUGAGUAACAUGGACUCACCUCUACUGAGUAACCUGGACUCACCUCUACUGAGUAACAUGGACUCACCUCUACUGAGUAACCUAGACUCACUUCUACUCAUCUUGUCUUUCCACUUGUCUAACCCCAAACUGUGAACCCAUCCAGGCUGCGGUCCAACUAUCCAUAACGACAAUAUGACCGCAAACAACUAUACACCUAUCCAGCUCACCUAGCACCUGGCGGACAGAGCUAAGCUUCUACUGGACGAACAGUAGGAACUGGGAGAAUCCGGGGAUCCUGAUUGGAUGGACAGGAUGUCAGUCAGUGAGGAGGGGUCUUGAUUGGACAGACAGGGUGUCAGACAGGGACUGUGUAUGUAGGUCAGACAGGCUGUGUUUUCCCACAACGUUCUCCUGUGACCACAGAGACUUUCUGAACCAGCAGGACUGAAACAACUGUCCCUUUAUAUCAGAGAGAAAUGGGUCGGCGGGGAGGAGAUGGACUUCCCUUUUACUGUUUUUUUUUUUUUCAAAAGGUGUGUGUGUGUGUGUGUGCAUAGAGAUAAAAAACAUGUUCUAUCUGUUUGUGUGUGUGCACACGCUUGUGCGUGUGUGUGUGUUAUUGAUUUUAUCAGUGUUGGGAGGAUAUACAACAACUGUGCAAUACACAGCUCCAGUCCUGUUCCAGUCCUGGCUGUGCCUCUCCCAUUUCCUCCAGACUGGUUUCCAGUGAGCCUGAGAAAUGGAUCCAGAGUUCCAGACGUCUUGGUCAGCUCCAGAUACAUAACCCCAUACUGUCAGCCUAUAUAUAGACAAGCCCUGACUGGGGUCUGGAACUGCCUGACCUGGCCCCUGUGAAUGAUCAGAUAUAGUAUACUGUGAGAUCAGCUAUAAGCCUGUGGGGAGGACUGGAGAAGUAAAGGGGGAUGGGUAGCUAGAGAAAGGAAGGGAGGAGCCAGUCCUGAGGGGUUACAAUAGUCUAUGUGACGGCUACAUCGCUUUGACUUCCCCCCAAUCAGCCAAUGUAUCUGUGUGACAAAAUGGCUCUUUCCCCAGUGUGUGUGUGUGUGUGUGUGUGUGUGUGUGUGUGUGUGUGUGUGUGUGUGUGUGUGUGUGUGUGAGAGUGUGUGUGUGUGUGUGUGUGUGUGUGUGUGUGUGUGUGUGUGUGUGUGUGUGUGUGUGUGUGUGUGUGUGUGUGUGUGUGUGUGUGUGUGUGUGUGUGUGUCUGUCUGUCGGGAAGGCAGCACUGCUCUGUGCUGUCCUCCUUAUCUGAGAAGCCUCUCUCCCUCCUCUCCUCUCAUUCGUCUGUGCUGGUAACUACCGUUUUCUGUGCCAAGAAAGACUCUUGUGUUACAGCAAGGUCUCUGUUUUCAGUCUCCCUUUCCCUUACAUACUUACUCCCCUUAACGAGAGAGAGACAUGCUGUGUACUGUAUAUAGUAGUGCUGUAUAGCUUGUUUUGGUUAGAUUUCUUUUUGACUGUAGAGGAUGAUUUUUUUUUAAGACACCAGCCUAAUAUAUUAUUAUAUAAACCACUGGACAUCUGACUAGUGUAAUAAUAUAUAUAUAUUUUUUUUGAUUUGUGACUGGAUUGAUUUUAUUGUUAUUAUUUCAUUUUUUAUUUUGCUCUUGCUGGUGUCUUUCUUUGUUCUUUUUAACUAGUAUUUUAAAACAUAUUUCAAGAUGCUAGCCAUGUUUUUAAUUUCAUUUGAUUAGAUUAUUAACGUUGAAAAACACAACGGUCUGUCUGUGAGGGAUCUAGCUAACUUUGGGUGUGGUUUUUCCUACUUGUGACAACCUUGGAAAUCUCCUAUACAGUAUCCUCUGUCAAAACAUGUUUCACUGUCUGCUGUAAGUUUUAUUAUAUGGGGAAACGUAAUACAUUUUUCAGAGAUAUGACAUUCGUUGCAUAAUGCUAAUCAAAAAUACUUGUUGUUUUGCACUUCAUAGAUAAUGACUACUGUGUCUGUGAUAUAAUAGAGUGAUGCAGAGAGUAGAGCAGCGAUGGUAGAAUGACCUCUGAUCUAUGACCUAUGACCCCUGCCAAUGGCCAGAGAUGGUAUGACCCCAAGGGUCUUUUGGUGUAAUCCUGGGUCAUUGGGUUACAGGAUGUCUCUUCACUGGGGGUGGGUAGCAGUGGAUGCUGGUGGGAGGAGCUAUAGGAGGACAGGCUCAUUGUAAUGUCUGGAAUGGAAUUCAUGGAACGGAGUCAAACGUGGUUUCCAUAUGUUUGACGUGUUUGAUACCAUUCCAUGUAUUGCAUUCCAGCCAUUACAAUGAGCCUGUCCUCCUAUAGCUCCUCCCACCAGCCUCCACUGGUGGGUAAGUAGGCAGGCACUACAUGUAGGCCUAACCAUAGAAAUAUAAUUACUAGAUUGGUUAUUCUGUAUAUGGCCCUAACCCAUAGUGCUGCAUGCCAAGGCAGGCUUUGUUCGGGCCUCUCCGGGCCAGACCCAGACCCGUUCUGACUGCACUGUGCCAGGCUCCAGUGGGACAGGCUACAGGCCUCAGAGUGCUGGCAUAGGAUCAGUUCUGCCUUUUAGAUAAUACUGAAUAAGAUUAUAUGAACAGGAGAGACCCGAUCCUAGAUCAGCACUCCUACCCUAAGACGCUUUGUGAAUACGGGUCCUGUCCUCAGGGCUGUGGGUGGACAACAAGCAAGGAACAACUGUGGAGAUUCACCCUCCCAGAACCGAAGAGGGGCGGGUUUCAAUUCUUCAAUCUUGUGAUGUUUUCACUCAAUGUGGAGUACAAAAAAAAAGUAAAAAGCUGUUACUUAGUAGAUUUUUGCACUCGUCGAUGACUACCUAUCUGUGCAUGCUCGUCACCAUUUAUAUACAUGUCCAUUUAUAUACAUGUAAGUACCUUUCUCUCAGACGUAGUGUUAAAUACUAAUUAUAUUUAUGUGAAGGUCAUGUGACAAAAAUCAUAUUUUUUAGCGUAUAUCAGAUGACAGUUUUAUGUCUGUGCUUUCUUGAACACGAGAGAGAGAUAAAGACGGUUGUAAAAGAGAGACGGUAGAGAACUGUAGGGGAUGUCAGGGGAUAGGGUCCAACACAGGCCAAAGGGCCCACAAAUAACCUGUUGGAGUUGCUUGUGACAUCAUCAGAUUACCCAAAUACUGCACCCCCUGCCAGUUUGUAAGGAAAUCUAUAUGAAAUGCCUAAAGAUCUAGAUCUUCACGUCUGUGUUUAUAAAGAUGCUAUGAACAAAUUAGGGUGAGAUUUUACACAUACUACUGUUCCGUCAAGUUCGUUUUCCCCCCCUGGGCAGCCCCAUUUGUAAACACCCCUCCUGUCUGGGUUUGACAUGUCCUUGACUUGUCCACUCCUGAAUUGGCUUGCCUUCACACUGUUCCAUUCAGGGCAUCCGACGGAGGUGGUAUUGGUUUCCACAGCUGUGACUGUGCAGUGACGCAGCAUGCCUAUGUAUAGAACUAUGUUUCCCCUGAUUAGAAGAACAAACAGUUAACUCUCAGUUUCUGUAACCGAUUCAGGCAAACGUUCAAUAAAGUGUCAUGUUUGUAGUUAA
This is a messenger RNA of Salmo salar (Atlantic salmon), 7799 nucleotides long. It is a transcript of the gene gprc5ba, whose product is annotated as G protein-coupled receptor, class C, group 5, member Ba. Gene Ontology annotation, biological process: G protein-coupled receptor signaling pathway. Gene Ontology annotation, molecular function: protein kinase binding; protein kinase activator activity; G protein-coupled receptor activity. Lineage: Eukaryota; Metazoa; Chordata; Actinopteri; Salmoniformes; Salmonidae. Gene Ontology annotation, cellular component: intracellular membrane-bounded organelle; extracellular exosome; plasma membrane. The record is from RefSeq and is a predicted model, not a curated record.